Molecule: messenger RNA, 1503 nt
Organism: Aspergillus niger
Lineage: Eukaryota; Fungi; Ascomycota; Eurotiomycetes; Eurotiales; Aspergillaceae
Exons: 4
Coding region: 1-1503 (500 amino acids)
Biological process (GO): transmembrane transport
Cellular component (GO): membrane
Molecular function (GO): transmembrane transporter activity
Source: RefSeq, a predicted model, not a curated record
AUGUCGAAAAUAACUACAGACCAUCUUGAGUCAGUGGAGCAGGGCAAAAGUGUAGACGAAGCACAAUGGCAAGCCCAGUUCGACCCAGAUCUUCUACGUCGGGUAAUCAGGAAAUUAGAUGGGAUGGUGAUUCCAUUCAUCUGCGUCACGUAUCUCAUCACUUACAUCGACAAAGCAAUGAUGGGCUAUGCCGCUGUUUUUGGACUCAAGGAGGAUUUGCAUCUAAAAGGGACUGAAUAUAGUUGGCUGGGUAAGAGCAACCUUCUUCUACAUGAGGACAUGCUAACAAUGACAGGGAGCAUGUUCUAUUUUGGAUAUCUCGCCUUUGAGUACCCUUCUGUUUUCGCUAUGCAGAAACUCUCCGUGUCAAAGUGGCUAUCCGCGAACAUCUUCAUCUGGGGUGGAGUGACCAUGGCUCUGGCGGCGUGCACGCAUUUCCAACCCUUUCUUGGUCUUCGAUUUGUCCUCGGUGCUCUCGAAUCCUGCUCAACACCAGCUUACCUCCUCAUCACAGCAACAUGGUAUACUAUUGAAGAACAGCCGAUCAGGAUUGGAUGGUGGUCGACCUUUCUGGGUAUUGCAAACGCUUUUGGUGGGCUCUUGGCGUUUGCUAUUGGCCAUAUCCAUGGCGACCUAGCAUCAUGGCAGUAUCUGUUCAUCAUUAUAGGUGCCAUAUCUUCUGCAUGGGGAGUGUUCAUGUUCUUCACUCUUGCGGAUGGUCCGGCUACAGCUGGCUGGCUUACCGCAGAAGAAAAGCACAUCGCGAUCAAUCGUCUCGGCCCCCAACACUCCGGCAUAAGGGUGUCCGAGAUCAAGAUGUACCAGAUAUGGGAGUCGCUGACAGAUCCCAAAACUUGGUUUUUCUUCCUGUGCGGCGUCUGCACACAAGUCGUCAACGGGGCGGCGAGUAACUUUGGGAGUCUGAUCAUUGAGGGGUUCGGAUACUCGAAUCUAGUCACGACAUUAUUCCAGAUCCCGUACGGGAUGGUGAUCCUUGUCUCCAAUGUGUCCGCUAUGUACAUUCAGCGAUGGCUGCCGGGCCAGAAGAGGUGUAUCGUUGGUGCUUUGUAUGUGUGUCCGGCUCUGGCGGGAGCGGUCGGGAUCCAUACCAUAUCGAGAGAUCACAAAAUCGCUCUGCUGGUUUGCUACUGGUUAACGAGUACUUAUACAGCAUCAUUCGCCCUGAUCAUGUCCCUCAUCACCGCAAAUACAGGAGGCACAACCAAACGAUCGGUUGUUAAUGCCAUAUUCUUCAUUUCGUACUGUGUCGGAAAUAUUAUCGGGCCGUUUGCAUUCAAGUCAGAUGAAGCGCCCCAAUAUACAUCGGGAAUCAUUGCGAUGUUGGUCGCAUAUUGUGUGGAGAUUUUUCUCUUGCUCGCGUUCGCAGUCUAUGCGGCGCACUUGAAUCGCAAGAAGAACGGAAUUGCAUUAAGAGGAAACCAGAGAGAUACUGAGCUGGACCAGACAGAUACGGAGAACGUUCACUUCAGAUAUUCGUACUGA